Messenger RNA from Panicum hallii, 1778 nucleotides. RefSeq names its product probable nucleoredoxin 3. The record is from RefSeq and is a predicted model, not a curated record. Lineage: Eukaryota; Viridiplantae; Streptophyta; Magnoliopsida; Poales; Poaceae. The coding region runs from base 473 to 1642 and encodes 389 amino acids. The transcript has 4 exons. Gene Ontology annotation, molecular function: thioredoxin-disulfide reductase (NADPH) activity.
AUUACAAUUUGCAAUACUAUAAACAGGAGGGUACUCUCUCUACGGGAGAACAUUUGACAGCAACUGCGGCAAAGGCGAAUUGCACGGGCCGGAGCAAGCAGCAGCUUGCCGUCCACAUCAUCAGGAUCCAUGCCGAUUGGAGGAUGAGCACACCAUUCUGCUUUGCUUGCCGUCCCAUGCGCACUCGCUCAGCUUUGGUGCCCGGCUGCCCGUCGCCUUUCUUUAUCCUUAUCCGACCGACCUCGCUGUUUUUCACCACGGCUGCGGCACCCUCCGCUGGGAUAUUGGAAAGCACAUAUAUAUGGCUAGAAUAUUACUCAACCAAUUGCGCACACAACAUGCCAAAGAUGCCAUUCCUAGGAACGGCCAUCCUUAAAACCUGAAGCAUCGGUGUUUACGACGAGACCAUAAGACAAACCAAACGUUCUUCCUUGUUUCCUUGUUAUUGCCACACACGACAUAAGGAAGAGGGAUGGAAGAAGAGGAAGAGGCGAAGAAACAUGUGAAAAUGUUGCAGCUGCCUGGUGUUGAAUCUCUUCUAUCCAAUGGAGGAAAGGAAGUACCUCUGUCCUCCAUUGAAGGGAAGAUGGCCUGCCUCUUCUUCUCAGCUCACUGGUGCAGGCCAUGUAGGAACUUCACCCCAAAGCUAGUCCAAAUCUACACAAUGCUCCGGAACACUGGAAAGAAUAUCGAAAUAAUCUUCAUAUCACUUGACCAUGACGAGACCAGCUUCUUGAAUCACUUCAAAAGCAUGCCAUGGCUCGCUUUGCCAUUCAACACUAGCCUAAGGAGAAAGUUGUGCAGCCAUUUCGGCAUUGAGCAUAUCCCCGCAUUGAUUCCUUUGUCAGAAACACCAUCUGGUGGAUUGGGAUUCGAAGAUGAUGUAGUGAAGCUGGUUGAGGAGUAUGGAGUAGAUGCAUACCCUUUCAGUGCAAAGAGGAGAGGGGAGCUGGAAGCCAUGGAUGAUGCCAGGAGACAAGGAGAUAAUAGAAAGGCACUACAGCAAGGAGAGCGUGAUCUUAUGCAUCAGGAUCUUACUAAUUUUGUUGUGCAAGAGAAGAUUUCUAUAGCUGACCUUACUGGGAAGACUAUCGGCCUGUACUUUGGGGCACACUGGUGCCCACCUUGCCGCGCCUUCACGAAACAGCUGAUGGAGGUGUACAAUGAGCUGAAGAUAUUGAGACCUGGAAGUUUUGAGGUUAUCUUCAUUUCCAUAGACCGCAGCAAAGAGGAAUUCCAAGCAAGCCUAAGUGCAAUGCCUUGGCUUGCCAUUCCCUAUUCUGACACUGCCACACAAGAGCUAACAAGAGUCUUCGCUAUCAAGGGCAUCCCAGCACUCCUGAUACUUGGUUUGGAUGGUAAAGUUCUAAAAACAGAUGGCAGAACAGCAAUUUCAGCUUAUGGUGCAACAGCAUUCCCAUUCACGGAAUCUAGAGUUUCUGAGGUGGAUGAAGCGCUCAGGAAGGAAGGAGACAAGCUGCCUCGCCAAGUGAACGAUCCACGACACAGUCAUGAGCUUGAAUUGGACAUGGCCAAGGCCUACAUCUGUGAUGAAUGCCUGCAGAAGGGGAGGCAUUGGGUGUUCUCUUGUAAGCAGUGUAACUUUGAUCUUCACCCCUCCUGUGUGGAAGAAAGUAAUUAACGAAGACAGCAUCUAAGAUAUGUGUACAGCAAAACUACGCAGUUUUAGCAUCAAUGUGGUCUAACGAAAUGCUCCUAAUAUCAUGCUAUAAACUUGGACUCCAUGAAAGCAAUGGAUAAGAGUCCUAUGUGCUGAA